AUGGGCGAUAAUAACCACGCUCCCCCUCCGCUUCCAAUCGCGUAUCUCGGAGCCCAGACUGGCGUGUACGCGCUCGGAAUCGCGCUGACUGUGCUCCGGAUGUGGAUACGGAGGGGGCGGUACUGGGUGGAAGACGUGCUCGCGCUGCUCGGGACGCUGUUUUCGCACUUAUGCUUGGCGCUGACACUGGGGCCCGGUGGCGCGGACUGGACAGCUCAAGCUGAUCGCAUCUUUUUCUGGCUCGAUCUCAUGGUCUUCGUGAUGGAAGUCUGGUCCACCCGCGCAAGCAUCCUCGUCUCCGUCCUGCGCGUCACAACCAACGCGUGCUUCCGCAAACUCAUUCUCGCGAGCCUCGCGCUCUUUGUUGUCUUCUGGGCCGUCAGCUUCGGGGGCAAAAUGUGGCUUUGCACCGACGCAAUAAGCGCAAUAAUCCUCGUGGGCCUUCCUCUGGCGAUGUUAUGGAACGUCCAGCUCGCCUGCCUGCCUCGCAUCCUCAUCCUCUCCAUUUUCGCCACGGGCGUACUCAAUGCUGCGUGCGCCCUCGACCUCAUCGCAUGCAACCUUCUCGUGACCGUCACGUUCCUAUUCCGCGUCCUGCUCUCAGACAAGAGCUCGUAUUAUGACGACACCACGACACCGCCUAAACCAAUCUUGACUGAGAGAGUGGGUGGGAGUGCAUUCACGACCGUCGACCUUGAUUCAGUGCACUUUGUAGAGACACAGGAGGACUAUGGACGCUCUCAGUCGACGAUAGCGUGGAACGAUGCUGCUUGGGGUGGCUUGUCGGACUACAUAUCGUUAAGGAAGCACGCGGUUCGGCUUAACCAGAGUUGGAAGCCGGAUAAACUGCUCACAUAUCUUUUCAAGAGACGGCGCAGCGCCCAAAAACUCAACAGCAGCCGGAACGUGCCACUCGUUUACUACGCCCGUCUGGCCCUUGUACUUCAGCAACGCGAGCUACUUGAACGCCACUCACCACUUACUCACAGCAGCUCCCUGCAGAUGUUCUCAUCAAGGUCUGCAUCGGUCUGGACGUCCUUGAUGUUCUACGCCUUCGUCAGAUCUUCGCGUCUUCCUCGCCUUCCCGGGCCGCUCACUACUCAGACGCAGCAAAUGCUGGAGUGCAUCCUCGCUCAAGCCACGCGAGUCCGCCAUAAUAUCCUGGUGCGGAAAACACCUGUACAAUCGUAUGCCUUUCCGCAAAGCCCUAUGGUGACAAGUGUGCUCUUGGCGGGAAGAUGGGUCUUCUCCCAAUCCUUGGACUUGUACAUGGUGAUGUGUCGUGACAUCAAGGCAUCUGAUGCCAAACCAGCAGUCAUCCUUAAGGCUGCUUCAGGUCGUAUAGGAGCGAUGAGAGGUGUUGAUGUAAUCGAUCGCGAAGGACGCCGACAUGUCUUUUUGGUUCUGGAAAGAUCCAGCGUUAGGACGGCCGGCGAUCUUCAGGGAUCACAGCGAUGGGAUUUACGACUGCUCAUAUUGAAACUGAACUAUGAAGAUGAUUCUAAAAUUCACCUAGAGCCAGUCUAUCAACGACAGCACACGUUUGUAGGGCUCCAUCCCCGCCACUCCGUUGAAGUGAUCUGGGGCCCGUCGGCCUUCUUGAUCGACUGGAGCGUGACAAGUCGCGACCACAGGAAGUUUGUGGUAUAUCUUGCUCAAGAAGGAUUAAUCCAGGAAAUGGGCGACAAUGACCUCGGCGUGAAAAAUCUAGAGCUUACACAACAGCUUUACAUCAUUACGAGCACUCAUAUCUUGACUACUGGUCGUUUCGUAAUGAACCAACAACCUACGUCUGCCAUAGCCGCUCACAUCUACGCGGUACCGAUCUCCUCCGUGCUCAACAAUAGCGUCUCUAUAGCUUCUCGAGGAGUACUAGAUGUUUUCACCAACCAAAUACAAGCUAUCGUCAUGCUUCGCGACUCCGUCAUCAGUCCAGUGACAGGAGUGACCGACGUCGUUCUCCUGGCAGUCAUCAGAGAAGGACAAGCUACCCCGACGCAUCAUCUUCGCUCGCUUGUUGUUUUUCGUCUGGUCAUACCUCCUGCUAGUCCCGAAGAAAGUUCCAGGCCCAGCAUGAUAGAAAUCCACAAACAAAUCCUCUCGCAAUUUACACUCGCUCGCAACGACUCCUACAUGAUUCAGCCUUCUUCGCUGGGUUCCACAACCUUCCUUUCAGAAAAUGACAUGAAUGGUAACAUCAAAGUGCUGGAGAUUAUCUUCGAUGAGGAGGAACAGAAAGCUUGGGUGACGUGCAGUUCGGGGUUAAAUCUCCGAAAUUGCGUAAAAGACGAAAACGCACGAGAUUUCAGGCUGGAGUGCGGAAAGAACGAGCCCGAAUUCGGUAGACUUAGCUUUAGCUACGGGGUCUCUGGCGAUGGUCGUAGCCAGGGAUACAGGCCUCACAACCUUGGCCACGUCUCGCGCGACGAUGCCAAACAGUCUGACGACAAUUAG
Messenger RNA from Coniophora puteana RWD-64-598 SS2, 2454 nucleotides. RefSeq lists its product as uncharacterized. The transcript has 13 exons. NCBI's taxonomy places the organism in Eukaryota, Fungi, Basidiomycota, Agaricomycetes, Boletales, Coniophoraceae. The coding region runs from base 1 to 2454 and encodes 817 amino acids. The record is from RefSeq and is a predicted model, not a curated record.